This is a messenger RNA of Oncorhynchus mykiss (rainbow trout), 11457 nucleotides long. RefSeq names its product histidine N-acetyltransferase. Lineage: Eukaryota; Metazoa; Chordata; Actinopteri; Salmoniformes; Salmonidae. The record is from RefSeq and is a predicted model, not a curated record. Gene Ontology annotation, molecular function: acyltransferase activity, transferring groups other than amino-acyl groups.
GAGGGUUUGUAGGAGGGGCUUAAACUUAUACAUCUCUUAUAUUGAAAGUUCGAGCCAGUGGCUGGAAUAAUUUGUAUUUUAUCCUGAAACUGAACAUUAGCGGCUGUAACCAUCCACCUCUCGCACCUGGCAAUACACCUGCCUGUUGUUACCGUCAACACCCGCACGAGACCUCCGGGCUUCACUAACGCUGUAAGGAUGAAGAUUGAGAAUAGCCUGCCCCGCCCCCAGCUCCCUGAGACUCCGCCCCAGACAGGCCUGCAGUUCACCGUGGCGACGGAGGAGGACUUUGAUGAGAUCAUGGCCAUAAGCCAAGACAUCUACGGAGGGCUGGACUACCUACCGACCCGCUACACCGCCUGGCUAUCCGAGUCCAACCGCACUGUCAUACUGGCCCGCAAGCAGGGCAAAGUGAUUGCCCUGGAGUCGGUGUGUGUGAUUGACGAUGGUGAGACCAUGCUGGUGGAGGGGUUACGUGUGGCCCCCCAGGAAAGGGGGAAGGGCGUGGCAGGGGUGCUGCUACGGUUCUGCUCUCAACUGGUCAAGUCCAAGUGGCCUGAGGUGAAGGUGACCAGGCUGACCCGCGACGACCAGCUGGGGCCCAAGGACUUCCAGAAGUACCGCCUAAUCACCAAACAGGGCAUACUGCUGGUUCGCUUCAACGCUGAAGAUCUCAAGCUCCGGCUCUCCGAACUGGGACCAGUUGUGACCCUCCCCACCUACUCCGAAGGUACCCCCCAGGGUUCUGACACCCCUCUGGUUCCCCCUGUCCUUCUGGACCUCAACGAGGCCCACCAGAUGUUCCUCAACUCGGGCCUGAUGUCCAACGUGCUCCCUAACGCUACCAUCGUCCAGGACUGGCAGCCGUUCAAGCCAGUGCCCAGCAACAUGGUUAUUCUUCUGAAGAAGGACAUCGACUGGAUGGUGGACGACCGCUACACCCCCACUGUGGCCAGCCUGUGCACCCACCCCUUCUGGGUUCCUGGAGGUCCUCGCGGAGUUGGGACGGACACGUACUACCUCAACAUCGACGUGUUUGGCAAGGACAUAGGCCUGGUGCUCCAUCAGUUCCUGAGUCACCUGAGGCGCCACGCCACCACCCUGAAGGGGCACGUCAUGUGCCAGAUGUUCCUGGAUCCUCCCAUGUGGAAACCCAUGGCCGAAUUCUGUUGCCAGACACUGAAUGUGGAGCUGGUGAAGGAAUACACGGAGCAAUGCGUGGUCGAGUCGGAUGUCGUGUAGCCCGGAGGAAGAGGAAGGAGGAAGAGGAAGAGAGGAGACAAGAUGGAAGAAGAAGUAACAUGAAAUCAUUUUAAGAGUUUCCAGAGGCCCAAUGAACGAAUGAACCUCAUUCUCUUUAGAAAAUGAAAUGGAAAAGUUCCCCAAGAAAGUUCAGAAGGAUUGGCUACAACCUCGCUAAGCAACAAUAGCCAAACACCUCAGAAGCUGUAUAAUAUUUGCAAUAUGUUUGAUUUGAACACUACCGCUAACAGAAAUAUUUCACACAAAAAAAAAGGCAGCUACAUGAAAUACUUUUGACUAAUUAGUUUGAAUUAGCUUCUCACCGUUUGUUUUUUAACCAUUCAGUCAUUUACACAAGUCUAGCUCUUAACAACAGGAUGCUAAUGUUAUUCCUUUUAAAAAGAAAAAAAAGACAAAUGCCAGCUAGCUUGGAGAAUAUCAUGCCUUUCAAUCCUUUUAAUGUAAAUAUAAAGUAUAAAUAUGUACACAUUCUGAAUUGCAAAUAAGUCUGCACAACUCUUGAGGCACUUUAUGAAACCAUAUGGGCUGUUGUGCUAAAGUGCAAGUGAUGGCGGGAGGAGGAGAGGAGUCGUUUAACUUUUAGAAAUAACAGAAUAUAACUGAUUCAGAACGCAUCACUCCCAUGGUAACGGUAGAAAUCCUUAUGGACCUAUUCUAUCCAACACCAAAUCCCAAAAUACUGUCCAACAAACAAUAGCCCUUCAGUGAAUCUUACAGAGCAUUUGCACGCUUAUAAUUCACACAAAAUGGCUGAAACGGAACAGCUAUAAUUACACUUAGCUUAUAACACUAAAACAUGGCCAGUUUGCAUUUAAAACAAUUUCUUUCUUUUUUUUAAACAAUUGCUCAGUUGUUUUAUUUUUAUGUUUUUAAGCACUUAAUCAUAUUGCUAAUUUAUUGUUACUUUUCCUCGUGUACUUGAAUGCAACCGUAGUAUCUAAAGAGGUAAUAUUUUAUCAGCAGAAGCUUUCUGGAGGCUUUCUAAUACUUAAUGUGCAAUCCAAGCUUACUCUAUAGUACAUUGCUAAUAGUGUGAAAAAGGGAGCUGUACUUACUUUACAGUAAACCACAAAGACUAAAACAAUUUAACUAAUAUAGUUCUGAUUGACUUAACAUUAACAACAUUGUUCAGUAGCUAGAGAAAUAUUUCCAUGGUAAAUGUCGCCAUCGCAAAUAUUAGCUGACAACCUUUGUAAAGACUGAAUUGUAGUCCCUCAUCAACAUAGACUCAGUCAUCAGACAUGCUGUGAAACAGCCCUCUGAAACCAUUUUAAGCUUCGUGGCCACUCUAAGAUGCUUCAUAACCCCUCUACGAAGCUCCAUAGCUACCCUAAGAAGCUUCAUAAGCUUUGGGACAUGAUCAGAGCUCAGAUAAGCAAAUGGGACACCCUUUGCUCUCGAAGGUUUCAUAACCACUCUACUAAGCUUCAUAGCCACUCUAAGAAGCUUUAUAAGCUUUCGGCUCUUGAACGUUCCCUUUAAGACAUGAUGCCCUUGACACUACGUAGCGCUGAAUGAGCCUGCAUUGCGACCCCCAACUUGAGACUAAAACCACUACAGAUCAGUUACUGGCCACUUCCCUGACUCCAACCUGCCCUCGUUGUAAAGGGGACCUUGUUAUAAAGGAUGGAAUGGACGGAGGAAGAGAAUAGCUUCUUCUUUUUUUGGUAGACUGAUCAGUGGUUUGCCUGUCUUUCCCUGACUCUAAAGGACGAACGCACUCACCCAUGAUAAAUGAAGGAUUUAGGACUGGAUCAAUAUCGGACGAUGGAUGAGAUGCCCGGAGAAAGUGGAAUGAAGAAUGAAGCUAAUUACAUACCGGAUUCCAUAUUCUUCAAACCAACAAAACAAUACUUUGUCAAGGCUGACAAUGAUUUUCUCAGUUCUCUGAGAAGCACUUCCUAUUUUUUUCACCGAUCGAAGAAGCAAACAUGGACUGACCCCCCUUCUUUUGCUGUGGCGAGUCGUGAGGAAGCCAAAGAUGAAGAUGAAGAUGUGAGUGGCCUGACUCCAGUGGCGAAGAGAAGAAGCAGUACACAAUCAUUCCUACACCACCCCACCCUUGUCUCUAAAGGCAUUCCCCUACACAGCGUACGAAACCCCACAUGAAACCCCCCAAUCAAAUCAUUUCUAAGAAAUUCUCCAUCAUAUGGGAAGGUGGAGCUUUUCCUCACAAGCCCAUACAACCCCUCUCUCUGUCCAUCUCUCCUCAUGAAUAGAUUGAAGACCAAUUUAAAGCCACUGAGUUUAAAACAUCACUAUGUAGGUUAUCUAAAUCUCUUGGCUGGUCAAAGGUAAGGUUCCCUGGAUGCACUGUCGUAUCCAUGCCGACCAUCUGGUGUAUGUAAAUGAUCUUGGAGAGCGUGCUUUCCUGCUGCUAGUGUGUGCCCACAAGACCAGAUGAUUUACCAAACGUAUUGUUCAGAAAACCGCCUAGUUAAAUUUCUCCCUAUUUUUUUUAAAGCUGGUUUGAACAAUUCAGAUUUUGGCUUCUUAGGCUACGCCACAACACGAGAGUAGUCAUUUUGAAUUUACCUUGGUGGUGGUUGGACAUUUAAUGAAUAGAGCUCAGUGUAUUUACAAAAAGGUCACUGAGAUGGGAGAAUAUGAGCUAAUUUGUCUCUUUGAUUUUAAAAACAUUUGAAAAACUCCAGUCCAGUCCACACCCUAUAUCUGUGUCUGUCUGUCUGCACGAUUGGCAAAUGGAAAGCAGUUCUACUGUUACUUCAUGUUCUCCUUAUCUCGCCAUGGUAAAGAUGGAGCUUUCAGUUGUUAAAAGCAUCUGAGUGCGAGUGGGGAGUGUGAUUUUAUAAUUCCACAGUGUCAUGGUGGUGUUGGUGUUAGUGGUAGUGGACUUUGCAUGGUCACAGACACACAGUGUUGCAUUGUAUGACUGCCGAUAUACCCUGCAGAGUCCACAGAUCAACUGAUCCAAUGGCUUUCCAAGAGCAUAUGGCUAAAAUGGAUACCAGUACACACCGCAGCACGUCCAGGGAUACGACAGGCUGGAGGGUAUUUGGUUGGAGGGUGAACACAAUCUUUGAUAUGUGAUGCACACAGACAUGUAAUAAAAACUUAAAAACUAUUCCCACAGCCUCACCACGCCCAUGCAAUCUAUUGCCCAAAUGCCCACUACUUACCCACCCAACAAGAUGUUCUAAUCAAUGUUGUAUCCACUACUGCGAUAGGGACAAGGUUGUUGUCAUUCAAACUGCCUCAGUCCUCAACAUACCCAUCCAGUAAAGACUAUAUCCCACCUACACUCCAUCUUCAUACGGACUAGACAUGAUGGUUUUUAUCUUAAUUGUUGUCUGGUGAAUUGGUGGUUUGUCACCUGGUAUAUUUCUGUACUGUAUAUUUCUAUAUUUGACAUGCAGAUAUAUGCACAGUGUUUCAGGGGGAUGUGAAUGUUGAAAUAAGAUGCAGUACUGUAGGUGUCUUUUGCCUUGUUCUUAAAGGUACGUUUUGUGUGUUUGAGGGAAAGCUCGAAGGAGAAUGUUUGGUAGAGAUCCAAGGAGAUUUGAUUGGUUAUAGAGUGCUCCAAAUCUGAUAAUUCCGGACUCAUUCCAGAAUUAAAAUAAUUCUGGGCACUCUUAAAAGAUUAUGUAGCAGUACAAGUCAUCCACUGUUGUAAAAUGGGAACUCUCCUUCCUUCCUUGUCCCCCAUUCCACACAAACACAGCCGAGAGAACAAAUGGUGUUGAACCAACAGCUUUGGGAAUAGAUAUGAUGAACAAGGUCGAUGUUUAAGGGUUUCCUAAAGCACUGUGUAGUAGUAUGUGACAUGCAUUUUUACAUGUGAAAGAUACUGUAUGGUUAUGUACUAAACCAGGAGGAGGGUAUUUAAUGCUCUCCCUUGACUAGGGGGUUCUUAACACAAUGAGGUUACUGUUACUGCACUGGGCUGCCAUUGAGUCGGAGCUCGGUCUGAGGGCGGUAAAGUAAGCACUUUGUUCAGCCGAUUCCAUUGGCUCUCUGCUGCUGUGAUAAUGGCGGGGAGGGCAGCAGGGUGAAGUGAAACCGAAAGGAUGUGACAUCAGUCAUUCAUAGGUCUAACUGAACAGCUGGUGUGUUCUGAUGUGUUCUGUCGCGCUGUCAUCGUUGUCAUCGUCGUCAAGGUCGAUGUUAAUCAGCCACCGUUAUGGAGCAAACAUUAGAUUGAGACUAAACACCCUGUGUGUCAUCAGUUCAAGCGCACUGUGCUUGUCCAUUGCCGCGACAGACGAAGAACCGAUCACACGCUAUUAUUGAAUCAUUUAUCGUUAUGAAUCUGAUUGCAUGCUUAGUUCUAUAUUUGCUGAUUAAACAUAAAUAUCAUAUCCCCCCCCCCCCCAAAAAAAUAGAUAUAUAUUUUGAUGUACAAACCGUACUUCAUUUGAUGGCUGGUUAUCAUUUAGCUGUGACUCUGUGUUCUCUAAUUGUACAAAUGUAUGCAGGUGCUUUGUGUCUUUUUAAAAAUACUAAUGAUUUCCUCUUAUAUACCUUGUAUUCCACCCAUCCCAUUCUUUUCAUUUUAACUCCUCACCGCGUUUCACUUUGUUCUUACAACCGUCACGACAUUUCAUCUCUUUAAAUCUAUACUUGGGAGAGAGGGAAGGAGGGAUGGUGUGGGUGUUGUGGAGGAGGAGAUGAGGGAGUUUCUCUCUGUCUCUUAUUGUAGUACCUAAGAGGCAAAACCAGGGGAGGAUGGUUACAGUAGGUUACAGAACCCUGAAAAAUUAUAUGAAGCUUUGUCGCCAAGCUAAGAUGCUUUAUAACCACUCUAUGAAGCUCCACACGGUAGAGUCUGAUCUUUAACCCACAUGCACAGUAUGUGGGUAAAAGUUCAGACAAAAAACGUGGGGUAGACAGAGAUAGCAAGAGUAGGGAGAGGUGAAUGACAAUAGAGGACCAGGCCGGUCAAACUAUUUAUAUCUACUACAUUGUUAUGUAUCCACACUAUGUACCCUUCCAGUGUCUAGGGCAGAGCACAUGACUUCCUGGUUCUCUAGCUACCCAUGGACAGCAGGUGUAAAACACUGGUGACAUCACUCACAACGCUGACAUUGAGACACUGACUAGACCAGAGCUCUCCAACCCUGUUCCUGGAGAGCUACCCUCCUGCAGCUUUUAAUUCAACCCCAGUUGUAACUAACCUGAUUUAGCUUAUCAACCAGCUGGGUUAUUAGAAUCAGGUUCGGCGGUUUAGGGUUGGAGUGAAAUCCGUGAGGACGGUCGCUCUCCAGGAAUAGCGUUGGAGAUCCCUGGUCUAGAGUCAGUGUGUCUCAAUGUCAGCGUUGUGAGGGAUAGACUGUCACCAGUGUUUUACACCUGCUGUCCAUGGGUAGCUAGAGAACCAGGAAGUCAUGUUAAAGCUGUUCUGUUUGCAGACUGAGGCUGCGUUCAGAGUGAACAUCUAUUCCCUACAAAGUGCACACUAGGCAAUAGUGUGCCAUUUGGGACGCACAAUCAGUGUCCUUUCCAAGCUAAAAUACAUUUGGCUUAUCGUUGAAACCCCUAUGGUGAGGUGAGAGCCAGCAAGGUUUGUAUUUAUAUCUAUAGGCUAACUCCACAUGAGAUGGAGUUGAAGGCCCGUCACCUGCUGAUAUUAGGAUACAUGAUACAGUAAGGCCCCUUAAACACACACUCACACACACACACACACUUUAUACACAGACAGAGGAGUCUAAUUCCUCUCCUAAACUGCUUACUGCUUAGCCAGUGACAUUUAAGAGGCUACGAUGACACGUUAGCUAGAGUUUCAGAUUUGUGUGUGUGUGGGUGCGUGUGUAGAUGUGUAGAUGUGUGUGUGUGUGAGUGAGUGCGUGUCUGUGUGUGUAAUCUGUCGAUGUGUCACAGUGUCUGGUUGCACGGCGAGAGACACAGAGACCCUUUUCAGACAGAUUUCUCAGCUGGUUGUGAAUGGAAAGUCUGGCUGUGUCCCAAAUGGCACCAUGCUAGGGUACCACUUUUAACUAGGGACCAUAGGGAAUAGGGCGAGAUUUGGGGCAACAACUCUGCGAAAGAGAGAACGGGGGGAAGGGGCAGAGGAAAAAGAGGGAAGGGGGAGAGGUUAGGGAAAAGAGAGAGAGUUUUUCAGAUGCUUGUUGUGGGUUUUGGAGAGAGACAGAUGGGUACCUACAGUACUGUCUGGUUUUAUGGCUGUUGGAAGCUGCUGCUGGUGAAAGUGGUUUUGGCUGGGUGUUUAAUAAGGAUCUAGGACUGCUUGGAAUGGAUUCAAACAGCUGUCUCGUCCAGUUAUUGGGAUCGAGUAGCCACGAGUAAUGUAGAUGUACACACACACACACACACACACACACACUUGCAACAUAUGUAACACACACCCGCACACACACGCUUGCACAUUUAACACAUCUGAAAACUAUUUUUUCAUAAUCCUAUUUUUCUAUAUCUUCUAAAUGAGUAAAAUCAAAGACCCUAAUGCAUGUUUUAUUCUGGCCUUGUCAACUUCAGAAAGGGCUGUUGAAUUGAUAUUUCAUUUUGUUCUCGGUUUUUCAUCCAUUCAUUUAUUUGCUUAUUUAUCCUUCUUUUAACCCUCUGUAUUCAGACACAUCUUAAUCUAUGACAAAGAUUAGGAUCAUUUUGUGACCCCAUUUUUGUCUGAACCUGGGAAAGGAAUCAAGAAGAAAAGCACAAAUGAACCCUUGAUUGCCUGACUACUAGCAAAUAUAAAGUCUUUGCCAAAUUAUAAAUUCAACCUACACCACCAUCAAAACAAACCUGGAAAUAAACUGGAAAGACACAACAAAACUGAAAAGGCAGCUGGAAUUGACCAGUGGGUACAAGCUUUUGAAGUAUGUUCUUCUUAAUGUCCUGCUUAAGGGAAAAACGAAGAAAAAACCCUGUGAAAAAAACAAAACAAUCUUACUAAUCUAAUCUUACUACUUGGCCAUACUGCCAUACCAUGCCGAUGCCUCUUUUGUGAACAACUACUGCAUGUGUGCUCUUGUGCAAUUAUCUCUUAUGUUACUGUUGAUGAGAAAUACUGUAAGGAACAUGGGAGUGGUAGAAACCGUAGGAAUAGAAACAUGGCCGCUGUUACUGUUGAUUUGAAUGUGAAUGGCCAUUCUAGGAAUUCUAUUUCGAUGGGUGAGAAACGCAGCUGGACCUUCUACCCUAUCAAUCUGUGACCAUGCAUAUAGCCCAAGUGUUGUGAUACCUAAUGAUGCUAACCGUGCUACAUGCAUGUUAUCCAACCCAAAUUAUCAUCUGACUGUCCUGCAUAUACAAUACAGUAAUAUAUGUGGCCUGGUCACGUUCACGUGUACAUUGUAAAUAACCUAAAAGCCUAUCUAUCCAUCUGAAGGGAAGAAAACAAGACACAGCAUAUUGUAAUUUUGUACGUUUGAACAGAGAUUUUAGAUGCUAUGUGCAAGAUAAAAACAAACACUAAAACACAGUUUCUGGUUAUGUCUCCACACCCAAGUUCUGAAAACGUUUUAUAUGGGGAAUGAUUGUUCUGUAACACCAGAUGUAAAGGGGGGGGGGGUAGAUUUCUGUGUAACACCAGACAUGGUCAUUCAGUGGGUUUUCAUUCAAUUCAAUUCAAAGUUAUUAGAGCUUUGUGAUGAAAUAGUCCACCAGCACAUUCAUUCCUUAGGUGAUGUUGAGUGAAUACUCUUACUCCGUUUCCUUAUUUCUUUCUUCUUCACAUCCAAACAUGUAAAGAAAAUAAACAGCAUAUUAUUCCCUUUAUAAGGUGGAAUCCCCCUGAACACUGGGGUUUUUGGGGUCUGAAGUCGUACCAAAGACUUCUCAGAUGGUCUCCCAAGGCAACGCAGCAAAGACCCAACUGUCAAUCUAUAUAUUAUUGUUAUCAGAAUCAGCUUUGGUUAUCUAUGAUAACAAGGUCCAAACACAGCUUCUCUGUACGGCCUACUAUACAAAUUCUCCUAAAUGUACCUGUGCAGAAAUUGACCGAUUCCAAUAACUGCUGAGCCUGAAAGAGAUUUAACAAUAAUUAGAGAUAUUUUGAGAUUAGAUAUAUCUGGAUACGCUGAAUAAUCAAAUUAAACAAACAGACAGCUGAGGUCAAAGACAUGGCCGCUGUUGCUCAUGAUUGUUUUUAUCUUUCAACAACAAAAAAUAUUCACACUUACCUUGCCAAGCUUUCACUAUAGCGGUCCAACUAAAUGACCAAUGUCUGAAUAAACAUACAUACCUUAUAUAGAUUUAGGUUAGGUGAAAAUGCCCAGACCUUGACCCCUGCUCGGGACCACCAAGGUCAUAGGUCAAAGGUCAUAGAGCAAAGGUUAUGGUUCCGGAGUUUUCAUUUAGCCCUUUUUCCUUGAUAUGGCUGCAGCUGUUGAGUAUCCGCUAGAGUUUCACGAUUAUAUACGGACGCACAGUACAGUGUAAAAUAUAUUGUACGUUGACGCCUAUAUGUCAUUGACUCACAGUUAUAACAGGUUAUAACCAAGAUCCUGUGAGAUAAAAGACAGGAUACAUUUUCAUUCAUCUCGUAACUUUACAGUUUUAAAUCAUUUUAGUGAGACUUCUCAUUGGAUUCACAGCUGUGUGUCUGUCGAGGUGGUAAAUACAGUGGUCAUGCCAUUUGAAGGUAUGUUGAUAAUCUGGAAAAAAUGUAUAAUUUUUUUUCUUGGUCCUUCUAUUCAUUUUAAUAUUUUAUUUUAUACCCAACUUUCUCUGCUUAUUCUCAAGCGGUGAUUUGGAGAAUUUUCUUUUUGAAUUUUUUUUUUCUCGUUUUUUAAAUUUAUUAUUAUGUUUUUUGAUUGUUAUUAUUUUUCAGUUAUCAGAAGCUAUUUUUUUUUGUGAGACUGAGAUACAAAACUAUUUUAAAUACAAUACUUAAAAAAACAACUUUACAAUCUACGAGAGAUCUAUGGGAUGUGUUUUUUUUUUCUCCAAUUCGGAUGCAAAAAUGUGUGUAUGUUGGGGAUUGACGAUGGGUAUGGAACAGAAACAUGUGGCUAGGUUUACACGGAGUCCGAACACACUCAGCAUAAUACUUAAGAAACGUCUUAAGACAAUACGUAAGAUGCUAAUUAAUAAGAUAUGCAUUUUUACUUUGUCUAGGGAAAUACUUAUUCCUGUUUUGACCUAAUAUUUGAGUUAUGCAUUUUUUAAAGUUGUCAAAACUAGACAGGUUAGCUAGUAUUAUUAACGUUGUAAAAACUAGACAGGUUAGCUAGUAAUAUUAACGCUGUAAAAACUAGACAGGUUAGCUAGUAUUAUUAACGUUGUAAAAACUAGACAGGUUAGCUAGUAUUAUUAGCAUUGUAAAAACUAGACAGGUUAGCUAGUAUUAUUAACGUUGUAAAAACUAGACAGGUUAGCUAGUAUUAUUAACGUUGUAUAGAUAUUAAUGUUGUGCUACUAUUAUUUUGGGGGAAAGUAUAGACUUAGGUAUGGGGCACAGGAUAGAUGUUAAAGUUAAAUAAGACACCUCACACACACACACUCCCAAAAUGAUUUUUCAGUGUAAACCUAGCCAUAUACUUACAUGGAAUACCAUUUUUUGAAUGCUUUAUAAUCAUAAAAUGAUGGCUACAAACGGGUUAGUAGUAGUAUUUAGUGAUAAAAAAAUAUAUAUUUAAAAUUUUGCUUGCGUUUAUAUAAUAUUGUUGUAGUAUUAGUAAUACUGUAAAAAAAAUGUGUACAUUUCAACAUACCUCCCUUUCUCUCCAUUCUCUGGAUAAGUAGUUUGAUCAAGGACAUUUUAACAUCUACAAACAUAUAAACCUUAUUAAGUGUAUAUUGCAACAUUGUUAAGGACAAAACAGCCGUGGAACAAUUAUAGAAACUAUUGUGAAGUCAAGUCCAGGCUGUUUAUGUAUGUAGUAGUAUUUGAGUAGUAUUUUUGUAGUAGUAUAUUCUGAGAUGAAGUAAUGAUGAAAGUAACAAACAUGGCAGAAAUGCAUAUUGUUAGAAAAUGAAACUCCGCACUACAGACGGACGUUUUCAAAAGUUCUUUGUUGGUUGUUUCUUUAUUAUUAUUUUUGUUCUUUUCUUUAAAUUUCUUUUUUUACUUUCUCUGUUCAGAUUGUUGCCUUUGUUAGGUGUUGUCAGCUAAAAAGAAAACAUUUAAAAAAAAAACGAAACAACAAGUGCAUGUCAAAAUGUUAUGCUCUUUCUAUAUAUUAAAAGAGCUCACUUUUUGUGUUAGAGUUACGGAAAUUUACAAGGACAAAAAAAAACAACAAAAAAACAAGAGAAAUAAAGGUGGGGUGGUGA